Messenger RNA from Alligator sinensis (Chinese alligator), 693 nucleotides. RefSeq names its product acrosin-like. The record is from RefSeq and is a predicted model, not a curated record. Lineage: Eukaryota; Metazoa; Chordata; Crocodylia; Alligatoridae. Bases 1 to 693 code for a protein of 230 amino acids. Gene Ontology annotation, biological process: proteolysis; acrosome reaction. The transcript has 6 exons. Gene Ontology annotation, molecular function: serine-type endopeptidase activity.
AUGCAGACCGCCUGCGGGCUCCGGCCCCUGGCGUCGGACUACGCGGGCAUGCGGAUCGUGGGGGGCGCGGACGCCCUGCCGGGGGCCUGGCCCUGGCUCGUCAGCAUCCAGAUCCCCGCGCGGGAGGGCACGCGGCACUCGUGCGGCGGCUCCCUCGUCAGCCCGCGCUGGGUGCUCACGGCCGCACACUGCUUCAAAGCCAAGGGCAGGGUGCUGCCGCAGUGGCGGAUCGUGGCGGGCGUGACGGAGCUGUCGCACCUGACGGACCUGGCGCAGACGCGGGGGGUGCAGCGGGCCGUGCUGCACCCGGCCUACGACCCGCGCCGCGAGGCCAACGACAUCGCGCUCAUCCGGCUCGACCGCCCCGUGGCCUUCAACGACCUGGCGCAGCCGGCCUGCCUGCCCAGCGCCCACAUGGCUGUCGCCACCUUCGCCCCCUGUUACGUCAGCGGCUGGGGCGUCACCGACGAGAAGAGCCAGAAGCCCUCGGACAUCCUGCAGGAGGCCCAGGUGCACCUCAUCGACCUGGAGACCUGCAACGGCAGCCGCUGGUACAACGGGGCCAUCACCGCGACCCAGCUGUGCGCGGGGCACGAGGAGGGCGGCAUCGACAGCUGCCAGGGCGACAGCGGGGGACCCCUCAUGUGCCGCGACGAGCUGACGGACCGCUACUACGUGGUGGGCGGGGUUUAA